AAGCGUAUAUUCCUGUUUGUCGUGUGAACGGUACACUCCGUUCAGCGUCGGCUGUGGCAACACUCAUCGCCAACACGCUUCAACGCAACGUGCUCAGUGUGGACAUUUCAAAGGAGUGUAGCAGACGACAUAUUGUUCACUUUCCAACUUUUAAAGAUUUGAGCAUCAACUUACUGAAGAGAGCUGCUUGAACCCGUAAGGAGAAACCUUUUUAUACCUGACACAGUGUGAUAUAGACAGUGGUAACGAUGCACGUGGAAACGUCAGUAGCACUCAACUUCGUCAUUUCGUAUCUUUACAACAAACUCCCACGAAGGCGGGUCGACAUGUUUGCCGAGGAACUCGAGAAGGGGCUCAAAAAGAAGUUUGAGGGACACUGGUACCCGGAUAAGCCCUUCAAGGGAUCAGCCUACCGAUGCAUCCGUGUAAAUGGAGAAAAGGUUGACCCUGUCAUCGUCAUGGCUGCUUUCAACUCUGGUCUGGACAUCGAAGAGGUCAAGGGGUACCUUCCAGCGGAGCUGACCCUUUGGAUUGACCCAUCCGAGGUAUCCUACAGGAUCGGGGAGAAGGGGGUCAUCAAGAUUCUCUACAGUGACAAGAAAGAGGAGGAAUCUGAGACUAUCGUGGAUAGGGAGGUACAGGCUGCAAGCAAGGGGUUCAACCCCGAGGCACAAUGUUUCAAACCCAUAGACUCUCUCUCGUCAUCUCUCACUAAUCUCAGCCUUUCGCCCUCCUCUCCCAACUCUUCAGGCGGCUGGAGCACAUCUACGUCUCCUUCCACAGCUCUCUUCAACUCAGCCAGCCCUGUCCCGACGCCCACACCGACGCCAAAUUUCCUCCAGAAGGAGGGAGGCAGCAAGCCCCGUUUCACAGCUGCCACAUUCGCACAAACCAAGUUUGGUUCCACUAAGCUGAAGACGCACGUGAAAAGGCCAACAAGGUUGUCACCAACAGAGUUUGGGAACUUCUUCAGACAGAGAUCUACGACCCCGAGCUUCACUCCACCGGCCCCACAACGUCCCCGAUCCUUGUCCCCCAGGGACCCCCGGGUUGAGUUCCUCCUUGACCAGCAGCAGCGCUUGAUCCAGGCCAGCCAGUUCACCCAACAGUCUCCAGGGGCCUUCCUGGGAGACCUCUACCGUCACAACUCCCCAAGCCAUCUCUCCCCGGGGGCCCUCAGUCCUGGCUUUCCUGACCUUCUCUCUACUAAUGCUUCUCUGAAUUCCAUCUCUCCCGAGGGCCACAAGACAUUCAUGGACGGCCUGGGUCUGGGUUCUUCUCUGGCCUACCCAAACCAGCUGCAGCACCUGCUGGUGGCUAACUAAUCCCGUUUCCUCUCACUUGCAGACUGUGUUCGACUCUGAUCGUGCUGGUAUCAACCAGGGAAAUUGUCUUUCUAUUUAUUGUGGCUGUGAGGCUAGCGAGGCAGAGAAAGGACUCUUUUUGGAAAAACUGACGACACACAGGCUGUGAAUAUCCAAUGACUAUCGUGAGUUUGAUCAAUUCAUUGCUGGAGACGGUACAAUGUUUGUGCUACAUUUGUACUGUGAGUAUGAACCUAGUCAUUGUCAAUAUUUCCAUACACAAUGUUAUGUAAAUUUGGUUCCACAUGAAUUUGUACAGCGAUGUUGAGAGAGUAUAUAUUCGUAUUUUCUCUAUAACUGGUUCAAAUCGGGUACAAAGGCCGUAUAUCUUUUGUAUGUCAUAUGAAGAUUCAAAAUGGACGCUUACUUUUUGUAUUCAUAUAUAUAUUAUAUAAUUUCAUAAAUUAGCUGUCUAUAUAUAUGAGCAUAUGGUUAUAGUUUUUCAGAGAGUUUAUUUGUACUGGAUAUCAAUGGUAACAAACUACUCCCCCGUGGCAAAUAAGUUGAUUUUUUCUACCGAAUGUGCAAUAACACAUCUAUUGAGAAACUGAACUCCAUGCUUAAGGCAUAGUGGAUCAAGUUCACACUUGUAAUGUUUAUACUGUUACAUAUUUUUAAGUUUGUAAUAAAAAAGAUUGAUUUUUAUUAUAAA
Haliotis rubra (blacklip abalone) is the source of this 2016-nucleotide messenger RNA. Its product is annotated as protein Tob1-like. Gene Ontology annotation, cellular component: cytoplasm; nucleus. Gene Ontology annotation, biological process: regulation of gene expression. Lineage: Eukaryota; Metazoa; Mollusca; Gastropoda; Lepetellida; Haliotidae. The transcript has 2 exons. The record is from RefSeq and is a predicted model, not a curated record. The coding region runs from base 249 to 1325 and encodes 358 amino acids. Gene Ontology annotation, molecular function: transcription corepressor activity.